AUGGUGAUGUUUCCUUUCAUGGCACAAGGUCAUAUCAUCCCUUUCUUAGCUUUAGCCAUUGAGAUAGAACAGAAAAGAGGUUGCACUAUAACUUUUGUCAACACUCCUCUAAACAUCAAGAGAAUCAAAACAUGUCUUUCUCCAAACUCUUCCAUCCACCUUCUUGAAAUCCCGUUUCAAAGUUCUGACCAUGGCUUGCCACCUGAUUGUGAAAACACUAAUGAUCUUCCCUAUCACCUAAUACUUAAGCUUGUCGAAGCCUCGAGGUUCCAAAGGCUUCGACAAUUCACCUUAUGCAGAUGUCCGAGAACCUUGAAGCCAGUUCUUCUACCUCCAGGAAUCGGAAGUCGAGCUGGAAAUGAAGCUGCAAUCACCACAGCAAAGAGUUCAAAGCCAAAAAAUGGCUGCCUGAAGGAUUUGAAGAUUGAAUCAAGGGCUAUUAGUGCAUCAAUGGGCACCCCAGAUGGAGAUUUUCUCUUGGAAGAGGAGAUCGGAGUCUGUGUAGAGGUGGCUGGAGGGAGGACUAGUGAGGUUAAGAAUGAAGAUAUGGUAGCAAAAAUUAAUCUAGUGAUGAACGAGACAGAGAACGGAAAAGAAAUGAGAAAGAAAGCUUGUGAGAUCAGGUAG
This is a messenger RNA of Dovyalis caffra, 627 nucleotides long. The record is from the annotation of a GenBank genome assembly. Lineage: Eukaryota; Viridiplantae; Streptophyta; Magnoliopsida; Malpighiales; Salicaceae.